Molecule: messenger RNA, 878 nt
Organism: Salvia hispanica
Lineage: Eukaryota; Viridiplantae; Streptophyta; Magnoliopsida; Lamiales; Lamiaceae
Source: RefSeq, a predicted model, not a curated record
AUCACUCCAAACACCUUUUAAGUUUUAUCCUCUCUCCCAUUCCCAUUCUUCACAUUCUCUAUCUCAAAAACAUCAAGAGAUAGAGAGAGUUUAAUCAAUCCAUAGCUCUCAAAUUUUGUCUAUGGCCAUUAGCCAAACCAUGUCAAACCCUAGUGAUUGGCUUUUCCAACCCUACCAACAUGAUUUCUCCCAAAUCAACCAAAACUUCCAAACUAAUUCCCCCACCACCACCUUUUUUGCCGCGAACGGCUCCAACAGCAACAGCAGCAGCAACAACAACAACAAUAACAAUAACAACAACAACAACAACCACCACCUGGUCCCUGAGCAGGGCCGUGUGGCCAAGCCAGUGAGGAGGCGGUCGAGGGCCUCAAGGCGGACCCCGACCACCCUCCUCAACACGGACACGGCCAACUUCAGGGCCAUGGUGCAGCACUUCACCGGGGGGCCCGCCGCCAGGCAGCCGCAGAUUAUUCCCGGCCGUGGAGGCCCCACCGCGGGCUACAUGGACCAUCAUGUGGCGGCUGGCGGUGGUUUCCACGUGCACUAUCCGCAGCAGCAGCAGAAUAUGUUUGUGAUGGACGGCGUGCAUGGCGGCGGCGGUGUGCCGCCGCAGGCGGCGGCGGGGAGUGGGAAUAGGAUUAAUUAUGAAAACUUUAUGGUUUGAUUUAUGGGGAAAUUAAUUAGGUGAUUAUCUUUGCUGACUUUUCGUUGUAAAUUCUUUCUUCUUUUUUUUUUCACGGUUGACUAUAUGGAAAUCUAUGAAUUAUGGUAGGUGUACUGUGUUUUUUUUGCCCUUUUUUUGGGGGUUUGGUUUUGUUGAUUAAAAUGUAGCAUUCCUUAUUGUAUGAAAAGAAUAUUGUAUGUUAUUUUUAGGA